ACUGCAGCGUUAAUUUAACCUCACACGAUUUCCAGAUGGUAAAUGUCAACUUCGGUUUUGCUUAGUGUAUGUUCGCCGACUAAAGCUGUUGCCAAUAUGUUUUUUUUGUUUUGAAGUAUUUUGGUAAAUUGCCAAAGAUCUUGAGAUGUAAGGGUAGGAAAAUAUAAUUGAAACAAAAAUUAGGACAAUGGAAUGCAAGCUAAAUAAUAAAAAUCAAUAAUUUUUCGACAUAUAAUAAUCACAAAUGAGUCUAUUGUUGUCAUAUUUAACAGAAAUAAAUAAUUGGUAACUCACUUUGUACCUAUCAGCUGAUUAAAUUAUUAUAAUUGGCCCUUACAUGACGUAUGUUUCUUCAAGUAUUUUCAUUUCAAGCAAGGUUCAACAAAUAAUCACGAACGAAUGUGGUUGCGUUAAUUUAUCACAUUUUUAGUCAUAUAUUUUAAAUUGUUGCUACCAUGAAUAGUUUGGGCGAUGAUUGCACGGAACUAAAGAAGCAAUACGACGCUUGCUUCAACUCUUGGUUUUCUGAACAUUUUCUUAAAGGUCGCAAUGACGAUUCGUUGUGUGCACCGAUCUUCAAAAUUUAUCAAGAUUGUGUAAAGCGAGCAAUGCGUGAGCAAAAAAUUGAACUUCGAGAAGUCGAUUCCGAAAUCAACACUGGCGAACAUCAACAAGAGCAACAACAAAAGCCUGAUAAUACAAAAAGUUGACCGAUACCGAAUAGUAAUCUCUUCACAACUACAAGGACUGGUUUGGCUGGUCACGAUGUGUACCAUAUUAAGAAAGGGUCGUAUAAAAGAGACAAUUCUGUGCCGUAAUUUCUAAUGUUCGACUGAGCAAUAAUGAAGAUAGAACGGAAAACAUUUUAUUUAUUUCGCAAUUUCGGAUGCAGUUAACUUAGAAAAACAUAAAACCACUAGCUGUUUAAUAUUGUAUGUAAACACUAAAGUUAAACUUAAGUAUUAAAUAAAGUUAAUUGUUCGUUGUAAAUGUAUUUAAGAAAAAAAACAGUACUUAAACUUGAAUAUAUUAAA
This is a messenger RNA of Bactrocera oleae (olive fruit fly), 1034 nucleotides long. Its product is annotated as TP53-regulated inhibitor of apoptosis 1. Gene Ontology annotation, cellular component: nucleus; cytosol; mitochondrial intermembrane space. NCBI's taxonomy places the organism in Eukaryota, Metazoa, Arthropoda, Insecta, Diptera, Tephritidae. The record is from RefSeq and is a predicted model, not a curated record. Gene Ontology annotation, biological process: phospholipid translocation. Gene Ontology annotation, molecular function: phosphatidic acid transfer activity.